CAGCGGGGCCGGUGCCAGUGCCAGUGCCAGUGCCGGGGCCGGUGGCGCCGCCAUGGAGGAGGCGGGUUGCGGGGCGCAGUUCCGCGCUGCCGUUCAGGUUAUCCAAGGGCUGCCCCGAAGCGGUUCGUACCGUCCAUCCUAUGAGGAAAUGCUGCGUUUCUAUAGCUACUACAAGCAGGCGACGGCGGGGCACUGCCAAGGCCCAAGGCCCGGCUUUUGGGACCCCAUCGGCCGGUACAAGUGGGAUGCCUGGCACAGCCUGGGGAGGAUGUCCAAGGAGGAGGCAAUGGCGGCUUAUGUGGCUGAGAUGAAGAAGGUGGCCCAAAAGAUCAUUGACACGGUACCCAUGGAUGAGAUGACAGAGGAGAUGUUCAGGUACUUCGAGCCGCUCUAUGAGGUGAUCCAUGACAUGCCCCGGCCCCCAGAGACCUUCUUUAAGAAGAAAGGGGGCAGCCAGGAGCGGGCAGCAGACCCCAGCCAGGACAACCCAGAGAGCAGCCCAGCUGCAGAGUGCCCCGAAGACACCCUGCCCAGGGAGCAGCAGAAUGGGCAGCACGUGCCAGGAGGUGGGCUGGCUUCUGCCACCGAGGCACUUGAGGGUAGCCAGGUGACCAGUGACUCCGAGGGGGAUGUGUACUGCGAUACCCUGGAGCAGAUGGAGCCUGAGCAGGCUGGGCAGCCGCUGGGUCUCUCCCCAAAUGGUGGCCAGGCCAGGCCUGAGCCCCCAGGGCCUCGCAGCGCUGGGCAGGGAGAGCGGCAGGGAAGCAGAAGACUAGAGGGGAGGAGCAGCGCUGGCCUCGCAGCCCCUGGCUCUGAGAGAGGUCUCUGGCUCACUGGUAGUGGCCCUGAGCUCACCCAGGGGCUGCUGGCGGAGCUGGACGCCCGCGUGGCCAGCACUGUCCAGGCCCUGCAGGACGACAUGCGGCAAGUGCUGGAGCGCCUGAGCCAGCUGGAGACACUCACCUCCGCGCAGGGGGACGCAGCUGGGACUGACACUGGCCAGCCGCUUGCUCCACAGGCAAUGUCCUCGUGGCCCCUGACGGUCUCCCCACGCACCCUGCUCUUCCUCAUCACCUGGCCCUUCGUCACCCAGUGGCUGCUGCGCCACUGGCAGGGCAGGAAGAGGUGACCACUUCGUUGUUGCCGCCGCCGCUGGCCCUGGGACAGGGCGCAGGACAGCCCUGCCAGGUUGCCACCACUGCUCCUUCCCCAUUCUGCUUAGCACGAGCUGGGGAAGCACCACAGGAUCAACGAGGGAAUCGCCUCGCGCAACCACAGGAUCUCCUGUGGGCCAGGACCCCAGCCCCGAGGAGGGGGGGGAGCCACCGUGUGCCGCCAAUUGCCACUGUCACUCUCAGGGUCUCGCCAGCCCCACCAGCACGGCGAAGGGACCAGCCACCUGCGGGGAGCGGGGCGUGGGAUUGCCCCGAUGGGAUCCCUGGGGAUCCCCUUGCUACCACACACCGAGGGACUGGCUGCCUGCCGCCACCGUGGGCCCAGUGCUGGGUGGGGGGCAGGGGACGGCAACCGCGGCCCCCCCAGGGACCGGUUCCAUGCAGUGCUUGAACAUCUGAACCUGCCAGAAUUAAAGUUGCCUUUUCAGUUCA
Falco peregrinus (peregrine falcon) is the source of this 1607-nucleotide messenger RNA. RefSeq names its product acyl-CoA binding domain containing 4 (gene ACBD4). The record is from RefSeq and is a predicted model, not a curated record. The transcript is spliced from 10 exons. The coding region runs from base 53 to 1129 and encodes 358 amino acids. Gene Ontology annotation, biological process: fatty acid metabolic process. Gene Ontology annotation, molecular function: fatty-acyl-CoA binding. NCBI's taxonomy places the organism in Eukaryota, Metazoa, Chordata, Aves, Falconiformes, Falconidae.